UUGUGCUUCAAUUCGAUAUUCGUUUAGACAAGGUGAGUUUGUGAAUUUGUUUUUUAAUGAAAUUAUAACAAAAAUCAUCCCUAAAUUGUCUAAAAUGAUUGCUAUGUUCAAAGAUGAAAAAAAAAAAAACUUAAUUAGAUUGAAACAUAUUCGCCGCGCGUUUGUAAUAAGUGGUUAAUGAAAUUCACAGACAUGACAACAUGACUAUCAUCCGCUACCCCACUGAGUUUCUCGCCGGAUCUUCUCAGUGGGUCGCGUUUCCGAUCCGGUGGUAGAUUCUGCUCUCGCUAAGGUUCGUGUUAGCAACAGUGUCAGGUUUGAGCCCCGCGAGCUCACCUACUAAUCCGGUGACGCUGACAUGGUCUCUCUACACAAAAAAAAUCAUCCUCUUUCAAAUUUUAUUGCUGCGCCUUGAGUGGAUCGUAAAAUCUAUAUGAGUAAAUAGUUUUCGUUAAAUAUAAACCUACUUUUACAAAUGGUGUCCACGUAAUGAUUAUGCAAGAUUGAUCGAUUUGUCUACACACAAAAGGUUUUUUUAUAUUAUAUUGCUUAAUUGGGUAGACGAGAGCUCACGGUUCAUCUGGUGUUACGGGGUCACCAGCGCCUAUAGACAUCAGCUACAUGGAUGCCGCCAAUCACCAUGAAAAAAUGAGUUUUAAGUCUCAGUUUAACUGUACAACGGCUGCCCCAUCCUUUAAACUGAAAUGGUACCUACCCUUGCAGGCUCACAAAUGCUCAUGUCGCAGUUUCAUUACCUAAGUAUUUGGUAAUACUAGAUUGUGCAAAAUUAUAAAAUUAAAUGUGUUUUUUUUAUUUUCAGCCAAAAAAUGAAAACUAUCAUUGCCUUUUCUGCCAUUCUUGCCGUUGCGGUGGCAUUACCGGCGCCGCCCCUAGUGCAACUCGUUGUCAACGUCAACGCGCCCGCACUGGCCCCAGUCGACGUGCCUACCCCAGUGGACCCUAUUCCUACCCCUGUUGACCCCAUUCCCAUCCCAGUCGAUCCCAUCCCUACUCCAGUUGAGCCGGCCCCCAAACCCGAACCGGUUAUUUUACCAGAACCGGUUCUCCCAGGCGUCAUCGCUCCUGAGCCCGUGAUCCUGCCGGAGCCUACGCUACCCGGUGUCGUGGUACCAGAGCCCGUGAUCCUGCCGGAGCCUACGCUACCCGGCGUCGUGCUACCAGAGCCCGUGAUCUUGCCCGAACCAGUCUUCCCUAUUAUCCCUGAGCCGGCUGUGGUUCUUCCCGAAGAGUUGAACUGAAUCUGAAGAGUUUACUUUGAUCGAAUAUUAUUGUUUGUUUGAAUUUUAAUACUAAGUAAUAGAUAUAACUAACAUAAUAACACUAAAAUGGGAAUACAAACAAGAUCCAUUGACAAUAAGUUCCGGUCCUUCCCCGGUCUAGUAUCACCUGAAAGGAGCUUCUGCGUAUGUUAGUAGGCUUAACAAUAUUCAUCGACCCUGAAUAAAUUUGUCGUAACAAA
Messenger RNA from Bombyx mori (domestic silkworm), 1480 nucleotides. RefSeq lists its product as uncharacterized. The record is from RefSeq and is a predicted model, not a curated record. Bases 828 to 1259 code for a protein of 143 amino acids. NCBI's taxonomy places the organism in Eukaryota, Metazoa, Arthropoda, Insecta, Lepidoptera, Bombycidae. The transcript has 2 exons.